Molecule: messenger RNA, 2821 nt
Organism: Sarcophilus harrisii (Tasmanian devil)
Lineage: Eukaryota; Metazoa; Chordata; Mammalia; Dasyuromorphia; Dasyuridae
Gene: RAD51C
Product: RAD51 paralog C
Exons: 9
Coding region: 305-1459 (384 amino acids)
Biological process (GO): meiotic DNA recombinase assembly; DNA repair; reciprocal meiotic recombination
Cellular component (GO): Rad51B-Rad51C-Rad51D-XRCC2 complex; replication fork; Rad51C-XRCC3 complex
Molecular function (GO): crossover junction DNA endonuclease activity; ATP-dependent DNA damage sensor activity; ATP binding
Source: RefSeq, a predicted model, not a curated record
UUUUUUUUGGCGGGGUGUAUAUGGAAGAAAAAUCGGUCCCCUCGACGGGCCAGUCGCUCCCACUAAAUUGUCCCAAAGCCGCUCGCCGCGAGUUGCUGCAUCAAGUGUGGGCGCUUCAUCCCCACUAACUCCCGCCCUUCCUCGCUUUAAGCCAUUAGAAAGCUGAGUGACAGCGGGCCCAGGGAGGCCUUGUAAUUCCCGUGCACGGAAGGAGGGGACCGCAGCCUCGCCCCCGGUUGGCUUUACGUCUGACGUCACGUCAGGGGGCGUGUCUCUUGCUCUGAGCGCCUAACCCGAAUCCCGGAUGCCGAAGGUGGGCUCGUCUGCCUUUGGUGUGGGCCCUCCCUUCGCUGCCAUGCAGCGGGACUUGGGGAGCUAUCCGCUGGCCCCUGGCGUGCGAGUGAAGCUAGUGAGUGCCGGCUUCCAGACAGCCGAGGAGAUUCUAGAACUGAAGCCUUCGGAGCUCAGUAGAGAAAUUGGGAUCUCUAAAGAGGAGGCUUUGGAAACCCUGCAAAUAAUAAGGCGGGAAAACCCCACAGAUAUGUCAAGAUAUGCUUCUGUAUCUGCAUUAGGCAAGAAAUGUACAGCAUUGGAACUUCUUGAGCAAGAGCACACCCAGGGCUUUAUAAUUACCUUUUGUUCAGCGCUGGAUAAUAUUAUGGGGGGUGGAAUACCCCUAACCAAAACAACAGAGAUCUGUGGUGCACCAGGUGUUGGGAAAACACAGUUAUGCAUGCAAUUGGCAGUAGAUGUACAAAUACCAGAAUGUUUUGGAGGAGUAGCAGGUGAAGCUGUAUUCCUUGACACAGAAGGAAGUUUUAUGGUUGACAGAGUGGUAGAUCUUGCCAGAGCCUGUGUUCAGCAUCUUCACCUUAUUGCAGGAUCACACUUAGAAGAAGAGCAUCAAAAAGCAUUGGAGAACUUCUCCCUAGAAAGCAUACUCUCCCAUAUCUAUUAUUUUCGUUGUCACAACUAUACGGAGCUGCUGGCACAAGUUCAUCUCCUUCCAGACUUCCUUUUGGAACAUUCAAAGGUUCAGCUGAUUAUAGUAGAUGGCAUUGCAUUUCCAUUUCGGCAUGAUUUUGAUGACCUCUCCCUUCGAACACGGUUACUGAAUGGACUAGCACAGCAGCUGAUUAGCAUGGCAAAUAAUCACAAAUUAGCUGUAAUUUGGACUAAUCAAAUGACAACAAAGAUUGAUAAAAAUCAGUCCUUACUAGUGCCUGCUUUGGGAGAAAGUUGGGGACAUGCAGCUACAAUUCGUUUAAUCCUUCGUUGGGACCAAAAGCAGAGCAGGUUAGCAACACUGCAUAAAUCACCAAGCCAGAAGGAGGCCACAGUUCUAUUUGACAUAACGGCCCAAGGUUUUCGCGAUGUAGUUGUUCCUUCAUCAUUAUCUCCAGUGGAACCUUCAGUGAAUCCCCGAAAGCGGUCACGAGAAACAAAGGAAGAAAAAUAGUAUUUUAAAGAUUUUGCAUCUUGCAUUGCAGAAAAAAGUUGUAAAGACUAUUGUAUAUAAGGGCAGGGCACAGUUUACAUAGUAAAUAUUUUAAACAGUCAUAAAAUGACAUUACCAAAUAUUUAUAAAUCAUUUAUUAAAAACAUUUGUAUAGAAUAUACUCAAGCAAUAAAAUAGUUGUAAACAUUAAAAUACAUAAAAAUAUGUACAUAGUAAGUUAAUAUUAUUAACUUGGAGCUUUUAUAAAAUAAUUCAUACUCUACCCACCUCUUUAUUGACACCUGUUGGUUAUUAAAGUUAUCUCAGUAAUACAUUAUACAUAAAUAUCUCUUCUCUAUCUGAUUGCAUCAUAAAUCUUCUAAUUAGGUAUGAUUUGAUAAUACUUCCACCUGAUUUUAUCCUUGACAGAGCAGGAUCAUUACCAGGAGUCUUAUCUUCUAACACUCAGUGAGACAUAAUAUAUAUUAAAAUCUUUUUGACCCUCAAGUUGUACUAUUCUCUGAGUACUUAAAUUUCUUUCCUGCUGUGGUGUGCUGGCUCAUCUCUAGUGUCCAAUAAUUUUGUUGAAUUGAAUAAUUGUGGCAAUGCAUUAUGGUCUAGUCCUACAUUUAAAAGUAUGGUUGUAGAUCUAAAUCUGUAACUGUGUUUAAAUAUAGCUUUAGGUGGCAUCAUGUUUAUGGUGGCAGUACCUCGAUGAUAAUAUCAGGGGAAAUUUUUGUUUAAUUAUCUUUUCCUUCAACAUUUCUUUGCCAAAGCAUUAGGCAUUGUUUAAAGCAACAAAUACUAACCUUGUAUUAUCACUCAGUAAAAUGAAUAUGAGGGCCCUCCUUAAAAAAAUACAGACAUGUAGAAGUCAUUAAAGUUUAUCAGUAGAACUAGUGAAUCACUAAUUUCAUUGAAUGUUUCACUGUGGCACCAGGGAGCAACUAUUAAAAGCCAUAAUGACACUAUCGUUGCUUAAUUUUCAUUUAAUUAACUUUUGAUAAAUUAUAGAAUAACAACACAUGAUAAUAUCGCUGUUUAGAUUGCAGUUGUCAUUGAGCCAUUAAGAAAAUGAACCUGACUGAAUCAUGUUUCAUAAUUUUUCCCUCUUAUUCCCAAACAAAAACUAGCCUUUUCUACUGCCUAUUUCCUUCUCCCUCUCCUUUCCUCAUCCCAAAUUGAGAAAAUAAGAAGACCCUCUUACAACCCCAUGUGUAAUAAAGCAAAAACAAAAAUUUCACAUUUCUUUUUUAAAAAAUCAUCUUGAUUUAGCAUUCUGAGUCUAUCCCCUCUUGUCAGGAGGUAGACAGCAGGUUUCAUCAUGAAUCCUCAGUUAUUGUAAUUGAUAAUUGUGUUGAUCAGAAUUCCCAAGUUUGGGAU